UAGACUUGCCGUUCUCGCGACGUGGCCUCUCCCCCGAUCUCUCUCUCUCUCUCUCCUCCGCAUCACCACCACCGCCGCCGACGAGCUCCGGUCGCCGCCGGCGAGAGGCGCCGCGCGAUCCGGGAGAUGCCGCCGCUCACGGGGCCCAAGUCCGGGGACGCUCUCUUCGGCAGCGUCGAGCGCGUCAACGCGGAGCUGUUCACGCUCACGUAUGGGGCCAUCGUGAGGCAGCUGCUCACGGAUCUGGAGGAGGUCGAGGAGGUCAACAAGCAGCUUGAUCAGAUGGGCUACAACAUUGGAACUCGGUUGGUUGAUGAGUUCCUGGCCAAAUCAAAUGUAUCAAGGUGUGUUGACUUCAAGGAGACUGCCGAUGUCAUUGCAAAGCUUGGAUUCAAAAUGUUCUUGGGUGUGACUGCAACUGUCACCAAUUGGGAUGCUGAGGGUACAAGCUGCAGCUUUGUAUUGGAGGACAAUCCUCUUGUAGAUUUUGUUGAACUUCCUGAUACUUGCCAAGGUCUUCAGUACUGCAAUGUGCUAAGUGGAGUUAUUAGGGGUGCACUGGAAAUGGUUUCUAUGAAGACAGAGGUUACAUGGGUCCGUGAUAUGCUUCGUGGGGAUGAUGCCUACGAGAUGCGAGUGAAGCUUACCAAGCAAGUCCCAGAGGAAUACCCCUACAAGGAUGAUGACUGACUUGACGAUUUCGUGGAUAGUUUCUCAGUUCUCACAUGAUGCUUGUUUGCUCGUCUGGAUUUCCCUUCUUUUCUUUCCUCUGUGACUGUGAUUCUGGUUCGACUUGGCUGGAUGCUACAUGAGAUAGCUGUGCAUUAUAUUUUACACUUGCACUUUGCACGGCAGCAUGUAUUGUAGAAAUCUAUCAUAACUUCUGAAUUUGUUUGCUAAGUUUGACAAAGCGUUUACGAUCCAUAUGAGAUUUCUUCUAGCUGUGCUGCCCGGAAAUCUAUAUAAAGAGGCUUUUUAGCCUGAUUUCAUGGCA
Oryza sativa Japonica Group (Japanese rice) is the source of this 994-nucleotide messenger RNA. RefSeq lists its product as uncharacterized. NCBI's taxonomy places the organism in Eukaryota, Viridiplantae, Streptophyta, Magnoliopsida, Poales, Poaceae. The record is from RefSeq and is a predicted model, not a curated record. Gene Ontology annotation, biological process: intra-Golgi vesicle-mediated transport; endoplasmic reticulum to Golgi vesicle-mediated transport. Gene Ontology annotation, cellular component: cytosol; TRAPP complex; cis-Golgi network membrane.